Ipomoea nil (Japanese morning glory) is the source of this 2379-nucleotide messenger RNA. RefSeq lists its product as uncharacterized. Gene Ontology annotation, biological process: lipid metabolic process. The record is from RefSeq and is a predicted model, not a curated record. Lineage: Eukaryota; Viridiplantae; Streptophyta; Magnoliopsida; Solanales; Convolvulaceae. The coding region runs from base 90 to 2141 and encodes 683 amino acids. The transcript is spliced from 4 exons. Gene Ontology annotation, molecular function: glycerophospholipid phospholipase A1 activity.
GCGGGCAUUGCUUAAGUUUCUUAAUUAGGUUUAGGUGAUUGCAUUGCAGGAGAUCGAUCAGAGACAAACGAGUUGCAUGCACCGCCCCCAUGGCGUGCACCUCUCUGUCGACGAUCAACCCUCCCGUCACCAGAAGCUUCUUCCGCCGCUCUUUCUCCGACAACAAUAUUAAUAUAUGCUGUUCUGUCAACCAUAUUAGGAAUUCAGCCCCCGCGCACAAGUUGAAGAAAAACCGCUCCACCGGGAACAUCUUUAGCCUCAAGUUUCCGAGCUCUUUCAUCCCCGCUGCUCUACGCUCAUUCUUACUGGAUUCGGAAACGGUUAAUAAGGAAAUAGUACUACAAGUGGAGGAAAUGGUGUUCCAGAGUGAUGAUGAUCAUAACAUGACGGAGGGGGAGAGCGAUCCUGAUGAGCAGAGGCGGAAUUGGAAGAGGUCCAAUUGGGUUGAGAGGCUUAUGGAACUCCGAACUGAUUGGAGACACAAACAGAAGCACGAUAUUGAUGCUGAUGCAGAAAGCGAAGAGGACAACGUUGAAGGUUGCGAUGAACAUGAAUGCGAAGUGAGCUAUGACGAGGACGAAGACGAUGACCAAGGGGAGAUGAAGAGCAUAGAGAGGACAACAUUUUCCAACAUGUUAAGACGUGUGUCCUCCUCAAAUAUUAUGAUCUUCUCUCGACUUGCCUUUUUGUGCAACAUGGCUUAUGUUAUCCCAGAAAUCAAGGCCAAAGAUCUGCGCAGAUACUAUGGUCUGGAUUUUGUGACAUCUUCAAUAAUGAUGUUUGAGCAGGAUUCCAUGCCCAUAGCCACAGCAGCUCAUCAAAAUCAAAAUCAAAAUCAAAAUAAUAAGCCCCAACAAAAGCGUAGUCUACUUCCCCGCCCACCUGUUGCUUAUGAAAUUGCUGCUUCAGCUGCUUCUUAUGUCCAAUCUCGUGCUAAGGACCUUUUAUCUCACGAUACUUAUUCACUACAGCCCCCACCACAGGGAGAUGAUAAAUCGCUGCCAUUGCACCCGAACAAAAGCUGCCAAGAACUCGAAGAAGAGAGCACUUCAUCAGAGAUGGCUGCAUAUGUGGCUGCUGCAUCAGCAGUGACUGCAGUGGUGGCUGCAGGUGAGAAGACAAAAGAGGAGGCAGCUAGGGAACUUCAGUCACCACAAUCCUCACCUUGUCACUGGUUUGUUUGCGACGAUUCCACCACACACACACGCUGUUUCAUAAUCCAGGGAUCAGACUCUCUUGCAUCUUGGCAGGCAAAUCUCUUUUUUGAACCUACCAAGUUUGAAGAUACAGAUGUGUUAGUUCAUAGAGGGAUUUAUGAAGCUGCAAAGGGAAUCUAUGAGCAAUUCUUGCCAACAAUAAAGCAGCAUUUGAAUGAUCAUGGAGAUCAAGCUAAGCUUCAAUUCACUGGCCACUCUCUUGGAGGAAGUCUCUCACUUCUAGUCAACUUGAUGCUACUCACAAGAAAGGUUGUCACCCCAACCUCCCUUCUACCAGUUGUUAUGUUCGGAGCACCAUAUGUGUUCUGUGGCGGCGAAAAAGUCCUGGAACAACUGGGUUUGAAUGAGAAUCAUGUUCACAGUGUUAUGAUGCACAGAGACAUUGUUCCCAGAGCAUUCUCCUGCAACUAUCCCAACCAUGUUGCCACAGUUCUCAAACGUUUGAAUGCUACAUUCAGGUCCCAUCCUUGCCUCAACAAGAAUAAACUGUUAUACUCUCCAAUGGGAAAAACAUUCAUCCUCCAACCAGAUGAGAAGCUAUCACCACCUCAUCCAUUACUCCCUAACGGCAGUGCCUUGUAUACAUUGGAAAACAACAAUUGUUCCUCUACCAGGAAAGCUCUAAGGGUCUUUCUGAAUUCCCCUCAUCCGCUAGAAACUCUGAGCGACCCAACAGCGUAUGGUUCGAAUGGUACAAUCCUGAGGGACCAUGAUUCAAGCAAUUAUCUGAGAGCAGUGAAUGAAAUGAUAAGGAAACACCGCAUGAAACCUCCUCAUGUUCUUAGGAAAUCGAGAAAGCAGAGGAACAUACAGUGGCCAUUGUUAACUUCACAAUCUCCUCAUGCCUGGACCCAGGAAUAUUGUGGUGUAAUGGAAAACACAAGUCCAGUUAGGCAGCUGGAGAUAAUGACUACUGGAGUAUGAACAUAUAAUUAUAUAUAGUUUUAAGCAAAUUAAUUAAUUGCUUCAUCCGCCCGGCCUGCACAUAUUCUCACAAGUUAUACUCACUUCUAGCUUAGCUUGUAUCAUAUAUAUACUCCCCAAAACUGUAAUUAUAUAAAAAAGUGAUCGAUUAAACAAGAUUUUAGUAUGGAACUAUCCUAGUAAGCUAAAGGAAAGCCCUCAGGUAGUGAAGUUUGUAUAUUCACUUUUUGUAGUAAAA